Messenger RNA from Cottoperca gobio, 1567 nucleotides. RefSeq names its product retinol dehydrogenase 13-like. The coding region runs from base 135 to 1217 and encodes 360 amino acids. The record is from RefSeq and is a predicted model, not a curated record. The transcript is spliced from 7 exons. Lineage: Eukaryota; Metazoa; Chordata; Actinopteri; Perciformes; Bovichtidae.
GUUCGCAGCAGUUGAUGACGCUAAAAAUAUGCGCGUAACCUUGUGCUACUGGGCUGCUGUCAAAUCAGCUUUUGAAACGGUGUUAAAAACAUAUUUUUGAUGCUAUAUUUUGCCGUCAAUAUUAUUCUGGAGUCAUGAGCAAAUAUAUUUUACCAAUUUCUUUUUUUGGAACAGUGUGUGGAGCUUCUGUUUUACUGAAGAACCAUAUGACUGGGGGCCGGUGUCCCAGUAAAGCUACCAUACAAGGCAAGACUGUGGUUAUAACAGGAGCCAACACCGGCAUCGGGAAAGAGACUGCCCGAGAAUUGGCCAAGCGAGGGGGUCGGAUCAUUAUGGGAUGUCGGGACAUGGAGAAGUGCGAGGCGGCUGCAAAGGAAAUACGAGGGAAGACCCUGAAUCCUCACGUUUACGCGUGCCACCUCGACUUGGCUUCCAUGAAAUCUAUUCGAGAGUUUGCAGAGAGAAUCGAACAAGAGGAGCAGCGUGUGGAUGUACUCAUAAACAAUGCAGGGGUCAUGAGAUGUCCAGCAGGGAAGACAGAAGAUGGCUUCGACAUGCAGUUUGGAGUUAACCACUUAGGCCACUUCUUGUUGACAAAUCUUCUGCUCGAUAAGUUGAAAGAGUCCGCCCCCAGCAGAGUGAUCAACCUGGCCUCUCUCGCCCACAUCGUUGGAAAGAUUGACUUUGAGGACUUGCAAUCAGAGAAAAAGAAGUUUGAUACCAAGCAGGCGUACUGUCAGAGCAAGCUUGCCAACGUUCUGUUCACCAGAGAGCUCGCCAAGCGAUUACAAGGCACCGAAGUCACAGUGAAUGCUGUGCACCCUGGCGUUGUUGCCACGGAGCUCGGGAGGCACACGGGUCUGCACCAAUCACAGUUCUCGAGCUCUGUGCUCAAUCCCUUUUUCUCCCUGUUGGUGAAGAGCCCAGAGCUGGGGGCCCAGACCAGCGUCUACCUGGCGGUGUCCGAGGAGAUGGAGGGGGUGACGGGAAGGUACUACGAUGUGAUGACAGAAAAGGAACCGGCGCCCCAGGCCCUGGAUGAGGAGGCAGCUCGCAGGCUGUGGGAAGUCAGCAGCAGGCUGGUGGGUCUGGAGGACGAAGGGCAAUCCGGCAAGUCAAACCCACCGACAGAAGUCCAGAGCAGAGCCGCACAGACACUCCUCGAGCAGACGCACCGACAGAGCCCAGGACCAUCUGUCAGUGCUGUUGGGCUGUAGGCCUGCUCUGGCCUCUGGGCCUGCAGGGGAUAAAGGACCUUUAUGACUUGAGCUGUACCAGGCGUACUGAAACCAUUCACUGUCUGAGUCUGUGAGUCUGGUUGUCUGUAUAAAAGGGCGUGUUUUGUAAAAGCCUUUAUGUUCCUGCAUCAGGAUAUUUUCUGUAAAACAUGUUUAACAAGCAGCCUUUCACAAUGGACUCUGAAAAAAAAGUGAGACUAUGUAAUUAUUCUCUUUACAAAUGACACUCUUCGGGGUUUUACUGCCACAGCCUCACUUGGUCUGGUGUGACCUGUAGCUCAUGGUGGCUAAUGUUGGCAAACAUUAAAUAAAUAUUGCUGCGUAAUUAA